This is a messenger RNA of Phytophthora sojae, 1125 nucleotides long. RefSeq lists its product as hypothetical. The transcript has 5 exons. Bases 1 to 1125 code for a protein of 374 amino acids. Gene Ontology annotation, biological process: intracellular signal transduction; protein phosphorylation. Gene Ontology annotation, cellular component: cytoplasm; nucleus. The record is from RefSeq and is a predicted model, not a curated record. Lineage: Eukaryota; Oomycota; Peronosporomycetes; Peronosporales; Peronosporaceae. Gene Ontology annotation, molecular function: MAP kinase activity; ATP binding.
AUGGCGAUCGAGCCGUCUCGCUACGGCCCGGACUUCCACUGCGUCACGGUCUCUCGAGACGUGUUCGAAGUGCGCUCGCACUACGUGAACCUGCGUCCGGUGGGCGGCGGCUCCUACGGCAUCGUGUGCUCGGCCGAAGACACGUUAAGGGGCCGCAAGGUGGCCAUCAAGAAGAUCACCGACGUGUUUGACGACCUGACGGACGCCAAGCGGAUCCUGCGGGAGAUGAAGCUGCUCCGACACCUCGGCGUGCACGAAAACAUCAUCAACAUUCUGGACGUGAUCCUGAUCCCGCCCAACGUCAUGGACUUCCACGACAUCUACAUCGUGACGGACCUCAUGGAGAGCGACUUGGAGCGCAUCAUCAGCUCGUCGCAGCCGCUCUCGGACGCGCACUUCCAGUACUUCCUGUACCAGAUCCUGCGCGGCAUGAAGUUCGUGCACUCGGGGAACGUGCUGCAUCGGGACCUCAAACCGUCGAAUCUGCUCGUGAACUCCAACUGCGACUUGUCCAUUUGCGACUUUGGAUUGGCCCGCGGCGUGGAGACGGCUCACAACGAGGAUCUGACGGAGUACGUCGUCACGCGCUGGUAUCGAGCCCCAGAGCUGCUGACCGACUGCCAGAACUACAACGACGCGGUGGACGUGUGGGCCAUCGGCUGCAUCUUCGCGGAAAUGCUGCGGCGUCGACCAUUCUUCACAGGCCGAGACCCGUCCGACCAGCUGCACAUGAUCAUCCGCGUGCUGGGGUCGCCUACAGAAGAGGAAAUGAGCUUCGUGCCCCAUGAAGCUGCCAAACGAGCGAUCCUGCAGCAUGGAUUCUACCCAAAGCGCCCGUUGAUCGAGUUUUUCCCGGAUGCGAACCCGCUGGCCGUGGACUUGCUCUCUCAGAUGCUCAAGUUCAAUCCGGCCGAGCGCAUUUCGGUGGUUCAGGCACUCGCACAUCCGUACUUGGCGCAGCUCCAGAACCCGGCGGACGAGCCCGUGUGUGCCGAGCCGUUUAACUUCGAUUUCGAGCGCGAGUCGCUCGAUUUGGGCGUGGAGAUGCCCAAGGAGGAACUGCAGCGGUUGGUCUUCCAGGAGUGUAUGUCCAUCCACCAGUUAGAAGCGCACCACAUGCAGUGA